Molecule: messenger RNA, 1595 nt
Organism: Psylliodes chrysocephalus
Lineage: Eukaryota; Metazoa; Arthropoda; Insecta; Coleoptera; Chrysomelidae
Source: the annotation of a GenBank genome assembly
CCAGUGGAAAGUUGAAAAGUUUUACGCGACGCAUAAUUUGAUAUUCAACUGUUCCACUGGAUUUCGGACGGUUUGCAGUCAUGGUUUGCAGUACAUUUUGAAGAAACCAGAAUGAGUUUAAUUGGUAUACUUACAUGUGUUAUUAUGUUUAUUCUGAAUACUUCUACAAACCUAUUGAAACGUUUUUGUUCCACUAGUGUCUAUAAAUUAUUAAAAGUAAAAGAGGAAAGAAUAAAGAAUUUAAGAAAAAUGGCUUUACCAAAAUCAAGAGAGAACCCCAUAAUAAUGAAAUUAGAUACACCGGAAUUUAACGCAUUAUUUAAUGAUGAAUUACGUAGUUUGAUUUCAAUAUUCAAAGAAUACGGUUAUGAAAUUCGCAUAGCUGGGGGUGCUGUAAGAGAUUUGCUCAUGGGAAAACAACCCAAAGAUCUAGACUUUGCUACAACAGCCACUCCGACGGAAAUGAAAGAAAUGUUUACAACAGAAAACGUUAGAAUGAUAAAUGUCAAUGGUGAAAAACAUGGCACCAUUACUCCUAGAAUCAAUGAUAAAGAAAAUUUUGAGGUAACAACUUUAAGGAUAGAUGUUAUAAGUGAUGGAAGGCAUGCCGAAGUUCAAUUUACCACAGACUGGUUACUCGAUUCAUUGAGAAGAGAUUUAACAAUAAAUUCAAUGUUUUUGGGAAUGGAUGGAAAUGUUUAUGAUUAUUUUUUCGGAUAUGACGAUCUCAAAAAGCAUAGAGUUGCUUUUGUAGGGAAGGCAGAGACUAGAAUACAGGAGGAUUAUUUAAGAAUUUUGAGAUAUUUUAGGUUUUAUGGAAGAAUUUGUCCAGAACCCAAUAAAUUUGAUUCGGAAGCAAUCGAGGCAAUCAGAAACAAUGCUCAUGGAUUGGCUGAUAUUUCUGGAGAAAGAAUAUGGAUUGAAUUGAAGCAAAUUUUAGAAGGCAAUUUUGCUGGAGAUAUAAUGGUUACGAUGAUAGAAAAUGGUUUAGGUCCCCACAUAGGUUUACCAAAAAAACCCAACGUUUCAGAAUUAAAACGAGUCUGGAAUCAAAGUGGCCAUUUAAAAUUAAAUGCAAUAACUCUACUUUCUGCCCUUCUAAAUACCGUAGACGACGCAAUCGCUUUAAAUUUAAGAAUAAAAUUUUCAGCUUUUGAAAGAGAACUAGCAAUAUACAUAGUAGAAAAUAGGGCUCCGAAAUUACACCCAAAACCGCUCAUGCCUUUUCAGCAACAAAUUUUAAAAUCCAUUUCGAAACCAGCGAAUGUAAAAAAAAUGGCAGUCGAGGUUUUGAAAUAUAAUAAUUCGCCAUAUUGGGAGGAAUUAGAAAAAUGGGAAAUUCCUAAAUUCCCUGUAAGUGGGAAUUUACUGAAAGAACGCGGAGUUGAGCCCGGCAGAAAUAUGGGAGCAGUAAUGACUCAAUUGAAACAUUUUUGGGCAGACAAUGAUUUUAAUUUGAGUGUAGAAGACUUAAUGAAGGAGUUACCCAGGGUUUUGGAGGUGCUGGCCGAAAAGAAGAAAAUAAAAUAAAAGUUAAAUAUUUUGUUAAGUUAUUUAUUUUCAAUAUUUUUUUAUUAAAAUAUCGUUUAUUGCCG